UGGGUGGCUCUGAGGGUGUGGGUACUGCUUUAGCUCAGCCCCUUUUGGGGUGUUACAGGCAAACCUGUGGGUGCAAAGGUGAGGCUUCUGUGGAUGAGGUGGAAUGUUUCCAUGCUGCCCAACUGAGGGUUUCCAGGCUCCUGUCUCUAGAGUGGUGGGGCUGGCUGAGGGGCCGGGUGCGGUGGCACAAGGGCUGGGCACGUGGGUGAAACUGAGGGGGUAAAACAGCAAAGGGAAGGGAAACGUGUUAUCCUGGUGGCUGGAAAAUCUGGAAUCCAGCAAGGAAUGUGCUGGGAGUGGAGAACCUGUUGUGCAGAUGCUGCUACCAGAGGGACCUAGAGAGAAGUGGGUAUUUGGGCGGCUAAUCAUGGGGCAAGAGAGGAAAAUAGAAGUAAAAUAACACAAAGAAGUGAAAGCCAUGAAAAAAACCUACUUUAAGUGACCAGGUGGUGAGUGAGGAGCUGGUGGAGGCUCUGAGGGGGGCAGCCAGGGCAAAGGAGGGCAGGGUCUGCAGGAUGCACCAGGGCAGAGCCUGGAUCUUCCAGAUGUGUUGGGAAAGAUGGGAGGAGAGAUUGCACCAAAACCAAACUUUGGAGUGGGAGGAGAAAUUAUGAAAGAACCCCAAAUUUCACAACCCAAAGUAUCAGGGACAGCAGCCACCAGUGCUGGCCCCAGGUGCAUCUGUCCUGCGGUGUUGGAGAGGGGGAGGUGGGGGAGCGGGCUGCGAGCCCGGACAUGCCACUGGCAGAGGGGACAGUGCCAAGUGUGUCUGUGUGACCCCACGUGGGAGAAGGAUGGGCAGGUGAGGGUCUGCAUCGGGAAAUGAGCCCGAGGGACCCGAGCCUGGCCCAAAGGGCUGGACUUGAAAACUGAAGGUUAUUAAGGCCUGGAGGAGGGUUUGGUUCCCAGGAGCAGCACUGCAGAGGGACCCUGAGCGUGGUGGGUGCCAGCCCGUGGGUGCAGCCACAGGUCGGAGGUCCGUGCCAGGCAGGAGGAGCUGGAGGCGCUGCGAGUGUCGGCGCUGGUUCGGGAGACUCUGCCGUGCUCGGGGCUCUGCGUGCCCCGGCGCUGGCAGCGGCGCUGGCAGGACCUGGCCCUGUCCCCGCGGUGCUCCCGGGCCUGUCCGGGUGCCGGGGCCCGGCGGGCAGCGGCUCCCCCGGAGGCUGGCGGCGCUCUGCUUUCCGCGCUGCCGGGAGUUUCCCUGGGAGCUGAAAUGCACGGCCCCACCUCGCUUGCCAGUGUGUUGGGAAAUGGUGUUUCCAGCUGCCUUGGCAAGGCCCGAGGGUGAACAGGGAAGUGAGAGCGGGAAGUGAAGCCGCCUGUGCCCUGUUCCCGCUUCCCUGUGCGCUGUUGGUGCAGCUGCAGCUCCGGAGCGCCUCGGCCGCAAUCUCCUGCGUCGUGUCCCGGGGCUCGUGUGUCCGAUGGAAACAAGUGCAGAGAGCCAUGACGGUGUAGGCCGGCGGCGAGAGAUGGAUCGGUUCAGUGAGUGCGGGACGCAGACGGACGCCGUGGUGGUGCUGUCCCUGGCGCAGGCCGCCGUCCUGGGCCUGGUGUCCGACAAUGAGCUGCUCGGGGCCACCGUCACCCCUGCCGGCUUCUUCCCGGGGCUGGCCGGGGAGCAGCAGGACAGUGCCGCCAUGGAGCCCGGGGAGCCCGACGGUGAGGAGCAGGCGCCUGGGGACGGGCAGGACGAGGACACCCUGGAGGCAGACUCCUCCCUGGAGAAGCAUGCCCGGAGGAGGAAAAGGCCACCUGUGAGGCUGAUGCCCAAGGUCAAGAGCGAGAAGGCAGAGGUGGAGGCCGAGCCACUGUACGACGUGUCUGUCCCCGGGGACAAGGAGGGCGAGGGGCCGUGCGGCCACGCGCCCCAGCCGCCGGAGCCCAGCCAGGAGCCGGCGGUGCAGAGCGGUGCCGUGAAGAUGAUCGAGCUGGGCACCUUCAGCAGGAAGCCCCGGCGCCUGCGGCAUCUGCGCCGGCACCGGGAACCGGAGGGCACCGAGCGCCGGCGCAGGGGCGGGGACCCGGCCAGCGGCACCGUGGGCGCCCCACACACCGUGGGCGCCUUCGAGGCGGCUGCCCCGUCCCCUGGUGAGGCGGAGGCCCCUGCGCCGCCAUCCCCCGAGCAGGUGAAGAGCGAGCAGGGCUGUGGCUGGCAGGAGCCGGGGGAGCUGGAGGCGGCCGGCGGCACCAGCGAGCACAGCAGGAAGGCGCAGCUGGACCGGCUGGACAUCAACGUGCAGAUCGACGACUCGUACCUGGUGGAGGCGGGGGACCGCCAGAAGCGCUGGCAGUGCCGCAUGUGCGAGAAGUCCUACACCUCCAAGUACAACCUGGUGACCCACAUCCUGGGCCACAACGGCAUCAAGCCCCACUCCUGCCCACACUGCAACAAGCUGUUCAAGCAGCCCAGCCACCUGCAGACCCACCUGCUGACCCACCAGGGCACACGGCCCCACAAGUGCGGGGUGUGCAGCAAAGCCUUCACUCAGACCAGCCACCUGAAGCGGCACAUGCUGCUGCACACCGACAUCAAGCCCUACAGCUGCCGCUUCUGCGGCCGCGGCUUCGCCUACCCCAGCGAGCUGAAGGCGCACGAGGUGAAGCACGAGAGCGGGCGCUGCCACGUCUGCGUGGAGUGCGGGCUGGACUUCUCCACGCUCACCCAGCUGAAGCGGCACCUGGCCACGCACCAGGGCCCCACGCUCUACCAGUGCCUGGAGUGCAGCAAGUCCUUCCACUACCGCAGCCAGCUGCAGAACCACAUGCUGAAACACCAGAACGUCCGGCCCUUUGUCUGCACCGAGUGUGGGAUGGAGUUCAGCCAGAUCCACCACCUCAAGCAGCACUCGCUCACGCACAAGGGCGUGAAGGAGUUCAAGUGCGAGGUGUGCGGGCGGGAGUUCACGCUCCAGGCCAACAUGAAGCGGCACAUGCUGAUCCACACCAGUGUCCGGCCCUACCAGUGCCACAUCUGCUUCAAGACCUUCGUGCAGAAGCAGACGCUCAAGACCCACAUGAUCGUGCACUCGCCGGUGAAGCCGUUCAAGUGCAAGGUCUGCGGGAAGUCCUUCAACCGCAUGUACAACCUGCUGGGGCACAUGCACCUGCACGCCGGCAGCAAGCCCUUCAAGUGUCCCUACUGCUCCAGCAAGUUCAACCUGAAGGGCAACCUCAGCCGGCACAUGAAGGUCAAGCACGGGGUGAUGGACAUCAGCCUGGACAGCCAAGAUGCCAUGAUGGAGCUGGCUGGGGCUGAUCACACCGAGCUGGACAGCCAGCAGGAGAUGGACGACUUCGAGGAGGAGAACUCUUACGGCUACGGGGCUGUGGCCAACCCCCCGGAUGAGCACACACUGGCCGAGCAGGCCAUGAAGGAGAUGGCCUACUACAACAUGUUGUAGCCAAGGCUGGUGGGGCUGUGGGGGCUUGGUGGGGUUAAGAGGGGCUGCAGCACCCAGGCAGGCCCCCCAGAGCUGGAGGGAUGGCGUCCACUGGGCUUGGGGAACACAGGGAUGUCCAGAAGACUUUGCUGGACCUGUCUUGGCUCUGCUGCUGGCCCCCUGCCCCUGCCUGCACCCUGCACUUGGUGACUUGAAGCUGCAGACAGGGCAGGCAUGACCCAGUAGAUCACUGAGUAAGGAUGAAGGGGGCUGCUGUAGAGCAAGAUGAUGAGCAUCACUAAUUAUUCUACCUCCUGGGUCCCCCCCCUGCUGCACAGGGUUCCCUCUGAUGGGCAGAAGCCCCUGCCCACACGAGCAGGUGGGUUUGCAUUUCCCACUCACCCCGGGGCUCCCUGUGUCAGGCCCUGGGACACAGAAUAGAGUAUUUUCAUAGAAGCUCAGGGCACAGUCCGUGCCCACAGCUCCAGGGCUGGAGCUGCAGCCAGCGGUGGAUCCGGGGGAGGCAAACCCAGCCCAGCCCCAGCAAAUGAUGGUAUUUUGAAAGUAAUUUAUUUUUUUCAGAUGUGCCGCGUGGUUGGAUUUAUCUUUUCACCGAGUUCAGUUCCCUUCAACCAAUGUGCUUUGUAAACCCGUGUAAGCUGUGUGGUCUGUGUGGGGAGAGGGGGUUGUGAGGGGCUGAGGACCAGGGUGGGGUUCUGGGCAGAGCCCCCCACUAAGGAACUGGCACCUCCUCCUUGCCCCCCAGCUGCUCUGGGGCUGGAGGAAAAGGCUCUCACUGGGGCAGCCUGAGGUGAGGGUUUGCCUCCUCCCUGCCCAGGGAUUUGGCAGGGAAGCAGCUGGGGCAGUGCUGGGUCUGGGACCACUCUUCGGCCUCUUCACUCUCUGCUGAGGGGCAGAGGACUCGCAGGACACACUGCACUGCCCCCCAAGUGUACCCAGAGCUGGGUCGGGUCCUGGCAGGCAUCAGGACCUGGGGACCAGCCAGGGCACAGGGCCUGGGACACCCGUGCUGACCCCACACACACCCUGCGCCCUGUGUCAGUGGCUGUGUUCCCUGAGGCAGGGCACCAUCUGCCCCAUCCCCAAAAGCCCUGGGGUGGUUCUGGGUGUGGCACCACUCGGUGCCCCACAAGGCAGUGCCUACUACCCCUGCCACCCACUGUUUCCCCCCACUAUCAGCCAGCCUUGGGGCAGGACGGAGAUGGCCACAGCCUUGGCCAGCCCUGACCCUGCCUCAGCAGGGCAGGGCUGUUGAAUCCCCAUAUGCUACCUUCAGGCCAAUGCCAGAAUCUGGAGUGCACUGCUCCCCCGGGCUGGCAAGGCUGAGCUGAGGGGUCUGGCUGCCCCCUGUGCCCAUGCUGUGAGGCUGUGCCAGAUGAUGUGCCAUGGCUGGGGAGAUAUUUAAUGGCACCACACGGUUAUGGGGUACAUGAAUCAGGG
This is a messenger RNA of Prinia subflava (tawny-flanked prinia), 4841 nucleotides long. It is a transcript of the gene ZNF710, whose product is annotated as zinc finger protein 710. Lineage: Eukaryota; Metazoa; Chordata; Aves; Passeriformes; Cisticolidae. Bases 1422 to 3401 code for a protein of 659 amino acids. The transcript has 5 exons. The record is from RefSeq and is a predicted model, not a curated record.